UACAUAGUUUGCAUACUCUUAAGCCUCGAAGACUCGACCUGUAAAAUCACUAAAACGUUCUACUUUCCCUCUCAAAGGUUUCAUAAAGCUCCCACCUUUCCACCACUUAGGGCUCCUCCUUGUUCAAUCCCCAAUUCAAUUGGGCCUUUCUCGAUGGCGGCGAAUUUAACGGCGGGGGCGAUUGGGAAGAUGCUGAACGGAGAAGUGACGGAGAAAGAAAUGACGCCGAUUGUGCAAGUGACGGAGUUGAAGCUGAUUCAACAAGCCCGGAAAAACCAGGAGAGCAUGGAAAGGUACAAGCUUUCGUUAUCCGAUGGGUUCCAAUCGCAAGAAGGGAUACUUAAUAAUACUUUGAACCUUCUCGUGACGCAAGGGAAGAUUCAAAUCGGGUCGGUCUUAAGACUCACUCAUUUCGUCACUAACAGCGUUCAGACUCGAAGGAUUGUUAUUGUGAUGGAACUAGAGAUUAUUGCCGAGCAAUGCAAUAUCAUUGGAAACCCUCUUCCUGCCCACCCGGGCAAGCCUAGAAACUCUGAUCAGACACAACAACAACCUGGAGCUGUUUCUGUUAACACCCAAAGCAAUGGUCGCUUUGAGCAGCAGCAACAGGCUACAAGGAGUGAACUGAAUGGUGCUGUGAGACAUGGUUCUGCUCAACAACAUCAAGUUGGUGAGAGACGAGCGUUUGGUACUGCUUCUGAGUUUCCUGAAACAACAACACCUUCCGCUAGACCAUUUGCGAGCUCUAAUGCUGCUUACGGAAGCUCUAGGCAGGUGCAAACUAGGCCCUCUCCAAGCCCACCAGUUCAGUCUGGUUAUCAGGCCCAACCACCAUCGAUGUAUGCUAACAUGGGACCAGUGGCUAGGAACGAAGCUCCUCCCACGGUAGUUCCUAUUUCUGCUCUGAAUCCUUACCAGAAUCGGUGGACCAUCAAGGUGAGAGUCACGAGUAAAGGAGAGCUCAGGCGUUUCAACAGCACCCGUGGGGGGGAAGGGAAGGUGUUCAGUUUUGAUCUAGUUGAUGCUGCUGGUGGAGAGAUUCGGGUGACUUGUUUUAAUGAUGUGGUUGAUAUGUUCUUUGACAUGAUUGUUGUCGGUAAUGUUUACCUCAUCACAAAGGGGAGUUUGAAGCCUGCUCGUAAAGAGUAUAAUCAUCUUCCCAAUGAUUAUGAAAUACAUUUAGACAAUGCUUCAACGAUACAGCAAUGCUAUGAGGAUGAUGCUGCCAUUCCGCGGAAUCAGUUCCAUUUUAAGGACAUAAGUGCUAUUGAAAGCAUGGAGAGCAACAGCAUCACUGAUGUUAUUGGCAUUGUGUCUUCCAUCAGCCCGACAGGCUCAAUCAUGCGGAAAAACGGAACCGAGGCGCAGAAAAAAGCGCUUCAGUUGAAGGAUAUGUCAGGCAGAAGCGUGGAGGUAACCAUGUGGGGUAAUUUCUGCAACGCAGAAGGACAGAGAUUACAAAGUCUUUGCGAUUCUGGUGUGUUCCCUGUUCUCGCUGUGAAGGCGGGGAGGAUCAGUGAGUUUAACGGGAAGCAAGUGAGCACCAUUGGAUCAAGCCAACUCGUCGUGGAGCCAGACUUACCUGAAGCCAGAGAGCUGAGGGCGUGGUACGAGAGAGAAGGACGUAACGCUCCUUGUAUCUCGAUAUCUAGAGAGUUCUCUGGUGCUGGCAGGCAAGAGGCUCGCAAGGUGAUCACUCAAAUCAAGGACGAGAAUCUAGGGACCUCGGAGAAGCCGGACUGGAUCACAGUCAGUGCCACCAUUUCAUUCAUGAAGGUUGAGAAUUUCUGCUACACGGCUUGUCCUAUCGUGAAUGGAGACCGUCCGUGCAGCAAAAAGGUCACCAAUAACGGAGACGGGACUUGGCGGUGCGAGAAAUGCGACAAGUGCGUGGAUGAGUGUGACUACAGGUAUAUAUUGCAGCUGCAGUUACAGGACCAUACGGGAGUGACGUGGGCCACAGCGUUUCAGGAGGCUGGUGAGGAGAUAAUGGGAAUGCCUGCGAAAGAUCUGUAUUAUAUGAAGAAUGAAGAUAGGGAUGAGGAGAAAUUUGAAGAUAUCGUCCGCAAGGCUGCUUUCACCAAGUACAUUUUCAAGCUGAAGGUGAAGGAAGAAACUUUUAGUGACGAAAGCCGUGUGAAAGCAACAGUUGUGAAAGCUGAAAAGCUGGACUAUUCUUCAGACACCAGGUCCCUGCUAGAGGCAAUGAAUAAACUCAGAACGGAAGAUGCAAAUCCUCUCACUGUGAACCCUGAGGGUUCCAACUACAGGUCUGGUGCGUUUAAUUCCGGUAUUGGAACCUCAGGAACCAGAGAGACCUCAUCAGCUGACGUGCCACACAGAGAGUUUGGACUACCUGCAGCAAACCAAGUGAAUCAGUUCGGUAAUCAACAGAGUAGCGAGUCAAGACCCCUUGGUGGUGUUACUUUAUGUGAUGCGUGUGGGAGCAAUGCUCAUGUUUUUGCCAACUGCCCAAGCUUUCUGAGUGAGCCACAAGGACAACACAUGAAUAGCGCUUACGGGAACACACCGGGAAGAAACGCUGGUGGAGGCAUGCCAAGGCAACAUGUUGGCAGCUACUGAAAGACUUUUAGUAUUUCACAUCAUAAUCAUCAUCUCUUUGCAUUUAUAUAUUCGGUCAGAUGCUUCUGACCGUUUUAAGUUUACUUCUCUGUAUGUUUUAAGUUUUCUCUCUGUUCUUUUUUACAUUGGAAACAAAAGAUGAUGGUGCUUUGUAUCAUUCUCUUUACUCUGAAUAAAGUAAACUUCUGUGAUCA
Molecule: messenger RNA, 2777 nt
Organism: Brassica napus (rape)
Lineage: Eukaryota; Viridiplantae; Streptophyta; Magnoliopsida; Brassicales; Brassicaceae
Product: replication protein A 70 kDa DNA-binding subunit C
Exons: 2
Coding region: 154-2583 (809 amino acids)
Biological process (GO): meiotic cell cycle; DNA replication; telomere maintenance via telomerase
Cellular component (GO): DNA replication factor A complex; nucleus
Molecular function (GO): single-stranded telomeric DNA binding; damaged DNA binding
Source: RefSeq, a predicted model, not a curated record